AUGUCAAGUGUUGUCCAACGACGAAGUCGUAGACUUCAGGAGAAAAAUAAGGUGGAGCUCGAUGAUAAAUCAUGGACUACUACGGAUCUCUUGAGUAGCUCUGUGGCAAAUUACAGUAUAAUAGAGAGAAAUACUGCUAUUUCUUCUCCCAGGAAGAACACGAGAAAAAGGAAAAGAAAUAUUUCCACUUCUGAAGAUCAGUUACAGAAUGUUGUGGUAAAGCAAACAGUAAAAGUUAAAGGUGGUAAACAGGAUGAAAAGUUGAAAAAUAAAAGUGCUGUUAAAGAAGCAAAACAAAAACGGCGGUUUCCGAAGAAGGGUAGAACUGGAAAGAUACAAGAUUUCACACCAAAAAAGGAACUAAAUAAAAAAGAAAAAUGUAAAGAUGCUACGCCUAAUUUAUCAUGCGAUGGAAAUAGUUCUACUUGUUCGGAUGAUGAGUGGGAAGAUGUUGAUGAAUUCGAUUUCUGUAACACUGCUGCAACAUUAACUGAUUCAAUUGAAGUAACAAUUAAAAAACCAAAAGUGAAAGUAAAGGCGAUCGAAACGGUGGAAGCUCGAAGAGCACGCUUUAUCAGGCAACAUGUCAAUCAAAAACUUCGUGAACGGCUAACCAAUUGCCACAAGAUGCACUUGCUUUGUUAUAUUGCACAUUUGCGUAUAUGGGUAAAGACAUUAUUGCGCGAACAGCAUUUGGUGUCACUGUGUUUAUCAGUGAUACCUGAACAACUUUUCUCAGCAGCUUGUCCUAAUUUCAAUAUUACAGUAGCAGAAAAUUUUCUUCAUUGGUUCAAAACAACAUAUCAAUCAGCCGAAAAAGUUUGUGUGGCUAAGGGUGAUUUCACUAAUGCUCAGCUGCAUCGGUUGGAAGAAUUAAUUGCUGGACAGUUUUAUGAGACCGAUAAAGAUUUGGCAUCUCUCUUAUUUUUGAAUCUCAUUGCUCUGAAACAAACAGCUCGCAUUUGUCUAUCGUGUCAGCCAAUGCCGUUCAAACUGACAGUGCGACGGCCUUUAGAAGCGGUUCAGUCUCUCAUCGAUUAUUAUGGGUCAAGAAAGCUUACAGCUAAUGAUUAUAUGGAAUGGCCGGAAAAACUAGAAGAGACGGUAGAAAAAAUUGUACUCUUUGGCAACGAAAAUCAAGAUGGAAAUGAUAGUACGUCGGUUGACAAACUGAAUCUGAAAAGAAAUUAUUGGGUGGAAUUUUGGGAUGAGAAUUCGCGUCGCUGGAUAUGUCUGGAUCCAUGGACUGGUUCGACUAAUAAGCCAGAAGCAAUAGAAGCCAAUGCUACCUCACCUGUGCAUUACGUUCUUUGUAUUGAUAACGGCAAAUUUCAAUAUGGAAUGCGUGAUGUAACAGCACGUUAUUCUUCCAAAUAUCUGACACCUACUGUUCGACGAUUGUGGGUAAACCAAGACUGGUGGAAUGAUACAUUAGAGCUUUAUCAAAGUAAAAAUUUAAUGCGUGAGCGACUCGAAGAUGUUGCGAUCCAGGAAUAUCUCUUUUCCAUACCAAAACCAACGUCAGUAUCGGAGUAUAAAAAUCAUCCGUUAUAUGUGUUGGAGAAGGAUUUGUCCAAAUAUGAAGCAAUAUAUCCAGAAAAUCUGCAACCUGUAGGUAAAAUCAAGGAUCUUAAUAUCUAUUUGCGAAGUUCAGUUCAUAAACUUGAGGGUACAAUAAACUGGAUGAAGCAGCUUCGAUCUAUUAAACCUAACGAAAAGCCAUACAGAGUUGUACAAAAAAGGUCCUGCAGUGUCUCAUCAGAAUAUGGUGGACCGAAAACUGUUGAUUUAUACGGCCGGUGGCAAACGAUGCCAUAUAUCACUCCGAAAGUUGUUGAUGGUCGUGUGCCUCGCAAUGAGUUUGGCAACUUAUACGUUUACAAGAGGAGUAUGGUACCAGACGGUUGUGUUCAUCUGCAGUUGAAUGGAUUGGUAGCUAUAGCUCGCCAACUUGGUAUUGACUGUGUUCCGGCGGUUGUAGGAUGGAAUCACUGUAGAGGGGGUACUCAUCCUGUUCUCGACGGAUGCGUAGUUUUAAAGAAGCAUGAAGAUGAGCUUCGAGAAGCUUGGUCGAAGCAAUAUGAAAAAAAGAAAUUAGCCGCAAAAUUGAGGCGAACACAACGAGCUAUGAAAAACUGGCGGAGGUUGGUGAAGGGACUGCUAACGUUGAGAAAAGUUCGUGCUAGAUUUGCUUCUAAGGAUCACCGUUUGUUGCUGGUUGACGAAAAAUUAGAGAAUGAUGAAAAAGUUGAGGAGAACGCGACAAUGGCAAAUGAUGAAGAAACACUUGCUUGGCCGCCAACUGUAUACAGCUUGCCCGAUGUUAAUUCGAAAUAA
Messenger RNA from Brugia malayi, 2337 nucleotides. RefSeq names its product DNA repair protein Rad4 containing protein (gene Bma-xpc-1.2). Gene Ontology annotation, cellular component: cytoplasm; XPC complex; nucleotide-excision repair factor 2 complex. Gene Ontology annotation, molecular function: single-stranded DNA binding; damaged DNA binding. Gene Ontology annotation, biological process: nucleotide-excision repair; mismatch repair. The transcript has 16 exons. The record is from RefSeq and is a predicted model, not a curated record. The coding region runs from base 1 to 2337 and encodes 778 amino acids. NCBI's taxonomy places the organism in Eukaryota, Metazoa, Nematoda, Chromadorea, Rhabditida, Onchocercidae.